Molecule: messenger RNA, 4268 nt
Organism: Paramisgurnus dabryanus
Lineage: Eukaryota; Metazoa; Chordata; Actinopteri; Cypriniformes; Cobitidae
Source: RefSeq, a predicted model, not a curated record
AAUCAACGAACAGAGGGCGGGCUGAGAGCCGUGACGUAGACGCUUAGCGCCGAAUGUACGGUUGUAGUUUGUAGUGGACAUGGAGGCACAGAAAGCUAUUUGCUCUGUUGUGGAGAACCGGCACUUGCCAACUUAAGCCUGAACAAGAAAAGUGUUUGUUAAACAUUUUGAAUGGAGAUUAUGUUGUUGCCCUACUCCCGACAGGUUUUGGGAAAAGUUUAAUUUAUCAACUAUUACCGAUCUUCAGCGAGAAACUGUGUGCAGCACAGCUUGACGUGCACAACGAUCGAGAAAUCAUGGAAGGGAAUUUCAUUGUUCACAGUUAAUGGUGGAGGACGCAUGGGCAAACAUUCUUUGGUGACGUUCCUGAUUAACCAAAAAAAAGGUAGGAAGAUUUAAUUUACAUAUGGUUAUGGCUGUCUGGUGGAAGAGUUUGAGAGGAGAGAUGGGCAUUCCUCCACUUAGAUGUGAGUGGAAAGACACCGUAAGGAUAGUGUUCAACUAGCUCUGGCCCGAUUUACUUUACAUAAUCUGCAGAAGUCGUUCAUAGCCAUGUUAACUCCGGUAUUUCGCUCGAUGGGUUUGUUUUCACAUCAUACGUGUGUUUUACAGCAGAAAUUCGAUGCGGCUGGGCCGGCGCAUAACGCACAUCAUAUCCAAACGCUAUGUGAUUGGCUUACGUUUAGACCAAUGAUUUUAAACUUCAGACAAGCCCCUCCCAUGAGAAGGAAAACGAUUGUCAAUUAUGCCCAGCCAGACUCUGUCUAUGAAGCGAAGCAAAAUAGCAGAGGAUGGUUCUACCAGGCUAGGAUUUGAUUUGAUUGGCCAUCACAUCAUUUUGACUGUGAAGAGCACUUUUAGACUGCUGAUUGAGGCAGCCAGAUAGAGGUGAUGUACAGUAUACAGUUAGGCCUAUAAGGAAGUUUUUUCAUGACUGUUAUUACACACUAUGAUGAUCUCAGUGGUGUGCACAGCCCUGCAUGAAAAAUGGUACACAUCUCAGUGUAUGUUAAGCAACAAUGCUGCAAAGCAACAUUUUCUUUUGUUUAGACAAGUGUUGGCAUUGUUUUUUUCACCUGGUUUACCAGUCCCUCCAGAAAAACGCGAUUGCAUGAUUCAACGCAUAAUCAGCCAAAGUCUUGGUUUACAGGAGACAUCUAAGGGGGUGGGACUUGGAAAAGUUGUGGGAGGUAUUGUGUAUAUGUUUAUGUUUUUUUCAUUCCAGCCUGCAUGAAAGAAGCAGUUUGAGCAUUAUAAACAAAGAUGUUUGAAAGGACCAGUCAGUCAACCAGGUUAACUUGGGCUGUAACAGCCUGAAGCAAUGAUGUAUCAUUUGGUUUUGAUGAAUCUCUUUCUAAUGUUCACUCGGCUGAAGGAAGUGACAGAAGCCUCUCUGACAAAACCCAGCCUUCCAGAAUCCACGGCUCCAGGAGACAUCAUCAUCGGAGGGCUUUUUCCCAUCCAUGAGGCGGUGGAGGACAACACGAACUUAUACAGCAUCUCACCACCCCAGCGUUCUAACUGCAGCGGAUUUAGCAAAAGAGGUCUAACUCAGCCCUUAGCUAUGAUUCAUGCUGUGGAAGUUGCCAACAGAUCCCCUAUGCUGAGUAAUUUGAACAUUACUCUAGGGUACCGCAUUCAAGACACAUGUUCUGAUGUUACCACUACACUUUGGGCCGUCCAGGAUUUUACACGGUCAUCCUCAGCCUGUGAUGUAGCGCCAAACUCUUCUCAAGGUGACAAACCCACCAUGGCUAUAAUUGGGACCUCUUCCUCUGAAAUCUCCAUUGCUGUUGCCAGGGAACUUAACCUUCUACUAAUUCCACAGAUUAGUUACGCAUCGACGGCCAUCAUUCUGAGCGACAAAAGUCGUUUUCCUGCUUUCAUGAGGACUGUCCCCAGUGACGAGCACCAGACCAGAGCCAUGGUCAAACUGUUGAAGGACAGGAAAUGGAACUGGGUUGGAAUUAUUACUACAGACGGAGACUACGGGCGUUCUGCUAUGGAAAGCUUUGUUGACCAGGCCGCACAGGAGGGAAUUUGCGUUGCCUUUAAGGAAAUCCUCCCGAGCUCGCUUGCGGAUAAACAAAAACUUAACACCUUGAUCAACCAGAUUGUGAACACCAUUUUAAAUAACCCUAAAGUUAAAGUGGUGGUCUCCUUUGCUAAAUCUGCUCAAAUGAAAGACUUAUUCAAGGGUUUGUAUGGUAAAGUUUCUUUUAGGAGGGUGUGGGUGGCCAGCGAUAGUUGGUCGAUGUCUACAGAUAUUCUUGAAGAAGUGAAUCUCACAGAUAUCGGAGAUGUACUUGGGUUUACCUUCAAGAGUAGGAAUGCUACAUCGUUCAAACAGUUCCUUAAGGAUUUACAGUUUGAGGAUGAAAAAAAUCUGAAUUCAUUUCUGAAGAAGUUUUUAGAAAUUCCGGAUGUAGGAAAUAUUACAGUGGCGGUACAGAAACUCCUAGAAAAUACUAAUCCGGAGAUAGUCUUUAGCAUUCAGCUGGCUGUCAGUAGUGUUGCAAAAGCUGUGGCUGAACUAUGUGGGAAACGCCAAUGCAAGAAUGCAACAGAUAUCUAUCCCUGGCAGCUCCUUGAACAGAUGAAAAACAUCACCAUUGAGAUGGAGGGGGCAAAUUACAAUUUCAGUACAAGCGGCGACAUUGAUUUGGGAUAUAAUGUCAUCUUAUGGCAAGAAAAUGAAUUGAAGAAAACUGUCAAAAUAGCUGAAUACGAUAUAAUCACUGGCAAUUUCACCUAUAUACGCCAGAAUCUAAGUGUUUUUGAGAAUGUGAUAUCAAAAUGCUCAAGCAGCUGUCAGCCAGGAGAGUUUAAGAAAACAGCCGAAGGUCAGCACACUUGCUGUUACGAAUGCAUCAAUUGCUCCGAAAACUAUUACUCCAACAACACAGAUAUGGUCCAGUGCUACUCAUGUGAAACAGAUGAGUGGUCAAACUCUGGAAGCUCCGAAUGUUACCCCAAGACUUAUGUGUACUUUGAGUGGAAUAAUGGGUUAGCUAUAGUGCUCUUGACCUUGGCUGCUUUGGGCGUCCUCUUCCUCUUCUUGAUCUCUGCACUCUUCAUCUAUCAGAGGAACUCUCCUGUGGUAAAGGCAGCAGGUGGACCUCUCUGUCAUCUAAUCCUUGUUUCCCUACUGGGAAGUUUCGUCAGCGUUGUCUUCUUCGUGGGUGAACCGUGCCACAUUACGUGUAUGGUGAGGCAGGUGGUCUUCGGCCUGAGUUUCACGCUGUGCGUCUCAUGCAUCCUGGUCAAGUCUUUGAAGAUCCUUCUGGCUUUUCAGAUGAACUUGGAGUUAAGGGAGCAUCUGACCAGGCUUUACAAGCCGUACGUGAUUAUCUGCAUCUGCACGGGGGUGCAGGUCAUCAUUUGCACCGUUUGGCUGAUCUUGCACCGCCCUUAUAAAGACAGGGUGUCUAACCCCAAAGUCAUUCUGAUAAAGUGUAACGAGGGCUCAAACGUGGCAUUUGGGGUCAUGCUGGCAUACAUCAUUUUAUUGGCGCUAGUGUGUUUCAGUUUCGCUUACAAAGGCAGGAAACUUCCGCAGAAAUACAACGAAGCAAAGUUCAUUACGUUCGGUAUGCUCAUUUAUCUCAUGGCCUGUGUUAUUUUUAUACCUGUGCAUGUUACCACAAGUGGCAAAUACUUACCAGCUGUGGAGAUGGUGGUUAUUCUUAUAUCCAACUAUGGAAUAUUAAGCUGCCACUUCUUGCCGAAAUGUUACAUAAUCCUUUUUAAAAAAGAGCACAAUACCAGAGAUGCUUUUCUGAAAAAUGUAUACGAAUAUGCCAGCAGAAGUGCUGAAAACAUCAGGGGUUUAAGGGAAUCAGUCUAUAUUAUAUCUAAUCCCCAACUUGUAGCUCCUGAGAAUGCACCUAAUGUUUCUGCACAAAAAUAAAAACAAACAGUGACUUAAAUGUAAACAAUUCCAGGAAUUAAAAGAUCAGCAGUCCACCAUCAGAUUUAAGAUAUGAGAUAAUGGCAUCUUUAGAUCAAGAAAAGACUAUCAAUUCACGAUGAUGUUUAAUCUGAAUAAAGAACUUUAGAAAGCAAACAAAAAAAAAUUCUGUUUGUUUAUACUGUAUAUAAUAACUGUAUUUAUAACUGUUUUAGUAUAGCUAAAUAAAUGUUUAAAAACACUGAAUCACAACCUGUCAUAUUUCCAUAUUUCCAUCUUUUAAUGUCAUUAAACUAGAAACCGUGUUGUUAUUUGGAGCUGUUUUAAUUUAAAUAAUUUAGAUAAGUCUCACCCUGUA